GCGCUCAGCGGCGACUCGGUGGCUUCCGGUUCCGUCGCCCUCUUUGAUCAACGAGGCCGCCGAGACGGUUUGUGGUAGCCCCCGUGCGGCAGACGCAGAGAUGCAGAUCUUUGUGAAGACCCUGACAGGCAAGACCAUCACCCUUGAGGUUGAGCCCAGUGACACCACUGAGAAUGUCAAAUCUAAAAUCCAAGACAAGGAGGGCAUCCCACCUGACCAGCAGCGUCUGAUUUUUGCAGGCAAACAGCUAGAGGAUGGCCGCACUCUCUCAGACUACAGUAUUCAGAAAGAGUCCACCCUGCACUUGGUGCUUCGCUUGCGGGGGGGCAUCAUCGAGCCUUCCCUCCGCCAGCUAGCCCAGAAAUACAACUGCGACAAGAUGAUCUGCCGCAAGUGCUAUGCUCGCCUGCACCCCCGUGCUGUCAACUGCCGCAAGAAGAAGUGUGGCCACACCAACAACCUGCGCCCCAAGAAGAAGGUCAAAUAAGCCUCUCCACUGGCUCUUCCUUUGCCCUUAGGGCGGCCUCCUGCCCUUGCAUCAUGGCCUUGGGGGCUCAAUAAAGUUUCUCUUCGUUGACUGCAGCAGUAA
This is a messenger RNA of Manis pentadactyla (Chinese pangolin), 589 nucleotides long. It is a transcript of the gene UBA52, whose product is annotated as ubiquitin A-52 residue ribosomal protein fusion product 1. Gene Ontology annotation, molecular function: ubiquitin protein ligase binding; structural constituent of ribosome; protein tag activity. Gene Ontology annotation, cellular component: cytoplasm; nucleus; ribosome. The transcript is spliced from 5 exons. NCBI's taxonomy places the organism in Eukaryota, Metazoa, Chordata, Mammalia, Pholidota, Manidae. The record is from RefSeq and is a predicted model, not a curated record. Bases 101 to 487 code for a protein of 128 amino acids. Gene Ontology annotation, biological process: modification-dependent protein catabolic process; translation; protein ubiquitination.